This is a messenger RNA of Solanum pennellii, 2180 nucleotides long. RefSeq names its product long chain base biosynthesis protein 1-like. The transcript has 13 exons. The coding region runs from base 349 to 1809 and encodes 486 amino acids. NCBI's taxonomy places the organism in Eukaryota, Viridiplantae, Streptophyta, Magnoliopsida, Solanales, Solanaceae. Gene Ontology annotation, molecular function: serine C-palmitoyltransferase activity; pyridoxal phosphate binding. Gene Ontology annotation, cellular component: endoplasmic reticulum. The record is from RefSeq and is a predicted model, not a curated record. Gene Ontology annotation, biological process: sphingosine biosynthetic process; ceramide biosynthetic process.
UUCAUAUCUAUUUCUUAUUCAUGUCCAAUGCUACUAAUAAUUUGUACCAAAUUUGAAAUACUUGUCUCAAACUGAAACAAUGACAUGCUCAAGUUGCGAAAUUGCCACCACCUUUGACCAGCGUUUGAUUGUUGAAGCUUUUGUUUGUUUGUCCCAUAAGAUGUUUGCAUUUUAGCGCCUCUCACAUUUCCCGGUUAUUUCCAUCUUCAACCAAAGCCCACCCUCAUCUGGGUUUCUUGAUUACAGAAUUUUCGAUUCAAUUUCAUCCUAAUAAGGAUCUGCUUUUUCAGAGAAUUUCAAUAUUCCAGGAUCUCAUCUGCCUUGCUUCUUAAAUAUUAGGUUUAGAUAAUGGAUUCAACAGUGUCAAUACUUGCAAAUGUAGUGGGAGCUACAUCUGAUUGGGUGAGAUCAGUUUUUGAAUUUCAAUUCGCAAGAGCUGUGAUAUUUGAGGUCAACAUUGGAGGACAUCUAUUUGUGGAAGGUCUUCUCCUGAUAGUCAUCCUUUUCCUACUGUCUCAGAAGAGUUACAAACCACCUAAAAGACCAUUGACGAAGAAGGAAAUUGAUGAAUUAUGUGAAGAAUGGGCCCCAGAACCACUUAUCCCUUCCAUCACUGAUGAGAUGAAACGUGAACCUCCGGUUUUAGAAAGUGCUGCAGGGCCUCAUACUAUAGUUAAAAGGAAAGACGUAGUUAACUUUACCUCAGCAAACUACCUUGGAUUAUUAGGAAGCCAAGAAUUACUAGAGACUUGUACUACAGCUCUAGAGAAGUAUGGUGUAGGUUCUUGUGGUCCCCGGGGAUUCUAUGGCACAAUUGAUGUCCACCUUGAUUGUGAGGCCAGAAUAGCAAAGUUUCUGGGAACUCCAGAUUCCAUACUGUAUUCUUAUGGACUUUCUACGAUGUUCAGUGCAAUUCCAGCAUUUUGCAAAAAGGGUGAUGUUGUUAUUGCGGAUGAAGGUGUCCACUGGGGAAUUCAAAACGGCCUUCAGCUCUCUAGAAGUACCAUCAUAUACUUUAAGCAUAACAAUAUGGAGUCCUUACGAAAUACUUUGGAGAAAGUUACCCAAGAAAACAAGCAAGCUAGGAAACUAAGGCGAUAUAUUGUUGUUGAAGCUGUGUAUCAGAAUUCUGGCAAAAUAGCUCCAUUAGAUGAAAUCAUUAAGCUGAAGGAAAAAUAUCGAUUCCGCGUGUUGUUGGAUGAGAGCAAUUCCAUUGGUGUGCUUGGCAGUUCUGGUAGAGGUCUAACUGAACAUUGUAAAGUUCCGUCUGACAAGAUAGAUAUAAUAACUGCGGCGAUGGGACAUGCAUUGGCCACAGAAGGUGGGUUUUGCACAGGGAAUGCUAGAGUAAUUGAACACCAGCGUCUCAGUAGUUCUGGUUAUGUCUUCUCUGCUUCACUGCCUCCUUACUUAGCAAGUGCUACAAUUAAGGCUAUUGAUAUCGUGGAAGAAAAACCUGAACUUCUUGUCAAACUGAGGCAAAAUAUUGCUCUGUUGACUAAAGGUCUGUCAGAUAUAAAAGGCUUAGAGAUAGUCAACGAUCCCCUCUCCCCCAUUAUAUUCCUUGCAUUAAAGCAGUCCACUGGUUCUUCAAAGGGUGAUCUACAAGUACUUGAAGAUAUAGCUGAUCAUGUCUUGAAGGAAGACGGUGUCUUCAUUGUGACUUCAAAGAGAUCCACUCUUGAUAAAUGUAAGCUGCCAGUUGGAAUUAGAUUAUUUGUCUCAGCAGCUCAUUCAGAAGCCGAUCUGGUGAAAGCCAGCGAAUCAUUGAAAAGAGCAACUGCAUCACUACUGCCAGCUCACGAUUGAUAGAAGGAUUUCACUGCUUUGCUCUACGAACAAAUCACUGUGUCAAAGGAGCCAAAAUGUCAUUCAUGGAGGUUCCAACCUUCAUCUAUAUUGCAUCUGUUUUGCCCUUUGCUGGUCUUUCGAUUUUCCAAAUCAAAGCUAUCAAGGAUCUAAACGUUCUUGAGAAUGCACGGCCACAGUUGUUGGUUGAGGCGAAAUCUUCUUCCACUGAAAUGGACUCACAAGUUUUACUUUUGUGAACUAACAAUCUAGAUCUAUUUGAUACUUUUGAUCUACUAUACAGGUGCUCACAAGACUUGCUAGUAUUAUACUUGCCAAUACAAUCAAGAUAUGAAAGUGAUAGCUAUUCAAAAAAUUCAUUUUUUUUCCUA